This is a messenger RNA of Danio aesculapii, 1817 nucleotides long. RefSeq names its product myc associated factor X (gene max). NCBI's taxonomy places the organism in Eukaryota, Metazoa, Chordata, Actinopteri, Cypriniformes, Danionidae. Gene Ontology annotation, biological process: positive regulation of transcription by RNA polymerase II. Gene Ontology annotation, cellular component: RNA polymerase II transcription regulator complex. The transcript is spliced from 5 exons. The record is from RefSeq and is a predicted model, not a curated record. The coding region runs from base 134 to 631 and encodes 165 amino acids. Gene Ontology annotation, molecular function: DNA-binding transcription factor activity; protein dimerization activity.
CACGUGUGGGGAGUCCGUUGAUCUCGUUUCGUGUAAGCAGUGAAUCUCUCCUGUUUGUUCAUUUGAUUUGGGCCCCGUUUCAUGUUGUUUUCAAAACAACAUUUCGUGUAGAUUUAUCUAUCUUCGCCGAAGAAUGAGCGACAACGAUGAUAUCGAGGUCGACAGUGAUGAAGAUUCACCGAGAUUUCACGGUGUGGCAGACAAACGGGCACACCACAAUGCGCUGGAGCGCAAACGUAGGGACCACAUCAAAGACAGCUUUCACAGCCUUCGGGAUUCCGUUCCCGCCUUGCAAGGGGAAAAGCAAUCUAUCAAACAGGCAUCCCGAGCUCAAAUCCUAGACAAAGCCACAGAAUACAUCCAGUACAUGCGACGGAAAAACCACACACACCAGCAGGACAUAGACGACCUGAAGCGGCAGAACGCCCUGCUGGAGCAACAAGUACGGGCACUGGAGAAAGUCAAAGGGACCACGCAGCUUCAGGCCAACUACUCGUCUUCAGACAGCAGCCUGUACACCAACCCCAAGGGCAGCGCCGUGUCGGCCUUUGACGGCGGGUCUGAUUCCAGCUCCGAGUCCGAGCCGGAGGAACAGCGCACCCGGAAGAAGCACCGCCCAGAGGAUAGCUAAACCCUGGAUCCACAAAGUUCUCCUCUGAGGGGAGGGAGAGUCACAGCAAUGGCCUGUUUCAUGUUGUAUUUUGUGUACCUCAAUCUCCCCAAACCACCUUGAUGAUCAUUCUCUUUCAGUGAAUGUCGAUUCCACGCCUGAAGAAACUCGAGAGCGAGGGACGUCCGCUAAAGGAGGAGAAAACAUGGCUAGUUUUUACUCUCUCUCCCUCUCCGACUGUGUUCGUCCAUCUUGCGUCCUGGCACACGCAACAACAAACGAUGAUUUUAAACCCAAAAUGAGGCAGCUUUGCAACUUAAGGACUUGAUGCUUUGUUUUUUUUUGUUUUGGUUUUUGUACCCUUGUCUACAAUCCCUCCAGGUUGAAAUCCCAGAGGGCGAAUGAGGCGUACAACUCCUAGCACUGCUAAAAUAUACGUUUUUGUUGAAUAUCUUAAAGCCUGCUUAGAACCUACCCUUAGAUAAAUUGUCCUGAGUGAUUUGCCUUUCUAAAUAUUUGUUACUUUUCCAUAAGGAAUGUUUUUGAAGCAUCUAUCAAUGUACCCCCUUGUUAGACCUAUGGGAUGAGUGAUACAUUUUGACGUUAUCGAUAAAAUCCCUUAUUUUAAAAAAACAAAGAAAAAAAAGAAAAUCAACAUGCUUUUGGGAGGGCUGCUGAGCUUGUGUUGUAUUUGUUGUUUUAGCCUGAUGUAGUGAAGUUUACAGGUUGGGGGGGAAAAAAAGAUUUUUUUUCUUUCUAAAAAAAUGGGUUUAAAAAGUGAUGAUAAAGCAUAUAUUUUGCAUCUGUCAUCUGAGCCUCCCAAACAUGCAUUUUAUGUAUUUCACUCCAUAUUGGGAAUAUAAACGUUCCAAAUGUUUCCCCUCCACAAAGAUAGUCAAUAUUGAAAGAGUAGAUUCAUGUCGUGACUUUUAAAGGUAAAUGUUCUAAAUGUUCAUUGGAAAUUUGACCGCUGCACACUGCGAAGGUUGCGUUUUGAGUGUCUAGGAGACGUGUGUGUGCGUGCGCGCGUGUGUAUAUCUUUUACCAUAUUUUCCUCUUAGGACAUCAGUAGAACAGAGUAGGUCUUUCUUUGUCUGAUUCCAUUCCAUGGAAAUUACAGGUAUGUUGUACAUACUGCCAACAGUUGUCUUGCAAGUUGAGGCCUACCUUUACAUUGAGAAUAUAAAUAAAACUAUUUUAUCCUUUA